CGCAGACCAGGCCGCUUCAAACAGUGAAAAAUCACUCACUAUUUAGCAGGAAAGGUGAUUCCAGCGCGCCAACCAAUUGAAUUGGUGAUCUCACAAUCUGGCAAAAAGAAGGGGAGGGUUCGGCCGUGGAAUCUAUCUGAGUUGCCUGCAAACGGAGGCUGAGACUGGGGAGAGCGGCAGACGAAAUAAGCUAUAUAUAUUUAACAAAGCAGCGGGUAAGCGACACGAAAUAUUGAUAAGGGAAUAUGGUCACAGGAAAUCACUGAAAGAUAUAUUGGAACCAGUAUGAAGAGGAGCAGUGAGCGGAGGUAGGAUCGGCAAUGAUGCCUGCAAGCAGAAUAGAGGAACCUGGGAUUGAACCUUGUCUCGGCAGCUCCUUGAAAACCCAUCUGUACAUCUAGCAUCCUCCCUGGGAAACGCUACUGUAUGCAGCCAGUCUGCAUGUUGGAUUAAAGAAAAUUAGCUUUCUCUUGCUGUAGUCUCCUCACAGUAUUGGUUAUUAUUGAUAUUUCACCCUAGUCUGGCAGCUUUGCUGCUCAUCUAAACACAGAUGAAUGAAGACCCCAUUUGGGAAGACAUCAGGCCAGAGAUCCAGAGCUGAUGCAGUUUUUGCUGCAAACGUGGAGUUCCAGUGUGUUUCGGUGGGCCAUUAUACACUCACAACUACAGAGGCUCUCAAACGGAGGUCAAACAGACAUGUUUAAUUUCCCUCUCUGGAUGUCGGAUGCUGGUUGAUCCCGUUUUGGAGUACAGAUUGUAUUCUGUACAUAUUUAGAGGGGAACUCUCGACCACACUACAAAGUUCUGUGUGAUGCUGAUAUACCUUGAUGUGGUGUGCAGUUUAUUCACCCCUGGCGUUCAUAUUUCUUCAAUUUUAGGGCACACAGGUGUUUCUGCAAGUAUGAUGAAGAAAAAAGGUUCCCACAAAAAGCAUCGCAACAAUGUGGGGCCCAGCAAGCCUGUUUCUCAGCCCCGGCGGAAUAUUGUUGGGUGUAGAAUACAACAUGGUUGGAAAGAAGGAAGUGGACCUGUAACACAAUGGAAGGGAACCGUUCUAGAUCAGGUUCCAGUUAACCCCUCUCUCUACUUGAUUAAAUACGAUGGAUUUGACUGUGUCUAUGGACUUGAGCUUCACAAAGAUGACAGGGUUCAAGGUCUUGAGGUUCUGCCAGACAGAAUAGCCUCUUCUCGAAUCAGUGACGCACACCUAGCAGAUACAAUGAUUGGCAAAGCUGUGGAGCACAUGUUUGAAACAGAAGACGGAUCAAAAGAUGAAUGGAGGGGCAUGGUUCUAGCCCGCGCUCCAAUUAUGAACACAUGGUUUUAUAUCACUUAUGAAAAGGAUCCUGUUUUAUACAUGUACCAACUCCUAGAUGAUUAUAAAGAGGGUGACCUGCGGAUAAUGCCAGACUCCAAUGACUCGCCUCCUGCUGAGCGAGAGCCCGGAGAGGUUGUUGACAGUCUUGUGGGGAAGCAAGUGGAAUAUGCCAAAGAAGAUGGCUCUAAAAGGACUGGCAUGGUCAUCCAUCAGGUGGAAGCCAAACCAUCGGUUUAUUUCAUCAAGUUUGAUGACGAUUUCCACAUUUACGUCUAUGAUUUAGUAAAAACAUCUUAGGCUUCCUUUAAAAGAAGAAAGAAAAAAACUUUGCCAAAUGUUUUGAACUUUUCUCUGGACAACUUGAGGGGACAAAAUGGAUAUAUUGCUUUCCAGGCUCAUAGAAGCAUGCUGUUUCCGCCAGCCCACAAUCCCUGCCAUCCAGCAUAGCUUUAUUUCUAUCCUUUUCCUUUUUAUUUGGGGGGGUGUGAUGGCACUGCCCAACAUAACGAUGUUAAACACAUUGGACAGAGGAACACGCCUCGGGAGGAUGCAGUCUUCACACGUUGUUUUAAGUUAAGUUCAUUCUUCAAGAUGUAUCUGUACUAGAUAAACCACUCCAAGAACAGAAAAAGCAGACAGAAGAUAACCAGACAGCAAGUAACCUUGGGAGAAUUUAUUCUGGCAAAUCAAGAGGAACCUUUUAGUUUUUGUUAAUUAUGAUUUUCAGUUUUGUUUGUUUUGUUUUUUUCUCUUUUUAAAUGUGAUUGUUUGACAUAUUUAAAACCACGUCCUUAAAGGAUUAAAAAGAUCUAAUGUGGAAGCUUGCAAUUUGUAUUGGAUAAAAGCUAAUUUUUAAACCUUUUUCUGAAUGCAUACACACUUCCAUAUAAAUUUAAUAACUGUUAGGUUUGUUACAUCAGUUUAAAUUAUUUGCUGGUGUAAUAUUUUGCCUUAAUUCACCUUGAAUUUGUAGAAAAUACCUUUUUUUUUGUCUUUACAAAAUAUCCUACUUGCCUUGAAAUUUUCAGUGCAGUUCUGUUUUAAAAUAAAUAAAUAAAUAAUCAAACAUCUCUGGUUAAAACCAAUUUGGAAGGUUAAUUUCUAGUAUGUAUUUAGUGUAAUUUGCACCAUUCUAUUUCUGAAAGUUCAAAAAAAAAAAAAAGUAUAAUAAAAGGGGUAUACAUUAAAUAAUUCCACAUAUCUCACCUGUCAUGUCCUGUCAUACUUCCAUUUGGUCAUUAUUAGAUACAUUUGAUGAUAUUAGAUAUGCAGUUUUGAAACAAGCACGUUAUAGCAAACCUGUAUCACGAAAGCAGGUAACCACACUGGAUUAAAGAAAGCUGUUUGUAUGCCUUGCUUCAAGACAGCUUCCCUUCCCAGGUCAGUGUUUCAGUAUCAGGGCAUUUAACAUCAAGAAUACCUGCAAGUACGGCAUGCAAACUGCUUUCCUUAACCUAGUAUGGUACCGGAUACCAUUUAAAAUAAAAAUACUUUUUUAGGCUAGUUUAACAAGUGUUCUUUUAAAACUGCUUGGUCCCUGUUUUAGUUUUUGAACCCACAAAAAAAUGCACUCAUCUAGAAUAGCUUUUUUUUUUUUUUAAACAAUAAUCAUUGGAGCAAUAAAGGUAAUUAUAAAAAGCCUGCAGGUCAAUGUAAAGCUGUCUGAUAUUCUUUAGCAAAUACGGAAUCACCGGAUGCCCUCAGAAUUGAGUGUUUGUUUAUUAUCAUUUGGAAUCUGUUGUUUAUGACCCUUUUUCUGUUUUGCCGGAUUACUAUUUGAGCCUUAAGGAGCGUGCCUCAUUACUCUGUUAAAUGGUAAAUAAACAUUGCAGUAUUGGUACAGUAGUAUCAUUUUUCAGUGCAUUCCCAUCACGUUGUAUUUUACAGUAUGUAAAAUGGGUAACCAAAGGCAGGUCAAUUGAUUCUCAUGAACAUUUAUAAAGCACUAAAUAUCCAUGUUGUAAAUGUGAUUCAUUGUAUUCAGGACAGUGUUGAAUCUUGAAAUUCAUCCCCUGCAUCCUGCUGUUUGUCAAGGUUUUUUUUUUUUCUAGGGGGUGGGAGUGGGGGGGGAUUAUUAUUAUUGUUAUUUUUAUUAUUAUUAUUUUUUAAUGACGCUAAAAAUACUCGUGUGAAUCUCCAACCUGAGCCUUUUGAGAUGAAGCUCAAUGUUAUUCGUAGCAUUUAAGUGGAUAUUAAGCAACAGAACAACUUAAUGGUUACGUUUCAGAAUAAUACUUGAAACAAAGCCUGCUUGUCUGCUUGAGUUAAGGUAGUCAUUCAGAAUAUUUGCAGUCCAUUGUGAGAUAUUACUGUAUUGAUACGUGAGUAUUACAAUAUUUACACAGUACUUACUUUACAAAGCAAGGUUCUUUGUAUUCCCUUAACCCGACCCCCUUGUUAUGCUGCUUCUUGCUUACUGUACAGUAAAUAUAAAUGGAUCCUGCUGAUGUAUACCUUCAGUCACUCCUGGAUACUAAAUCUAUUUCUAGUGACAACUGGUUUAUUUAGUAUACGGAAUUUGUAGUCCCUGUCCAUCUGCUUUGGGCUCAGGUUUCAGAUCUGUAUGCAGUUCUUGUGUUACCUUGGUAACUAAAUGCAAGUCCCUUGUUACAGGGAUUCCAUGUUACUUUCCGGAAGUCUUGGGGCUUUUAACAGUGCAAGUCUAAAAUAUAUAGUAUAUAUAUAUAUUUUAAUGUAUGGAAUUAUUGGCCUUUUUCAUUUACCUACUGUAGUAUUGUUGUACUGUGUUUGAUGUCCGGUCCAUGUUGGAAGCUUUUAAAUACAGACAAUUAUUUUUGCAUGCUUAGUUCAGGUAGCGCAGUUAAUGUAACUAGUGAGUUGCAUGUUAAACAGGAUUUUUAUUUGUUUUUUGUUUAAUUUACUUUUAUUUUAUGUCCUUUUGUAUCUUAUUGUGCUUUUUUAUGAUUCUUGGUAGGAUCAAAUGCACUGGUGAUGCAAGCAAAGUGCCAACUAAGGCCAGUGGUAUGUGUGUGUCAUACAGCAUUUGAGGGACCAUAGAUGUUCACUGAUAAAAACUGGUAGUAUGAAAAAAAUGAUGUAUUCUUUUGAGUGCCAAAAUCAAAGACGACAAAAAUACUGAAAUAGUCGAACAAGAAUUAUAUUAAAAAAAAAUAAAAAUAAAAAAUCAUUAAGUUUUAAAUUACAUAUCAGAAUAAAUGACUUUGCAUUUUGUUUUUUUGUUUUGUUUUUAGAACUUGCAAAAAUGAAAGAUAGUGGCAAAAUAUAUCCCAAUUUGGUUCCUUUAAGAUGCUGUUUUUUUUUUUGUGUGUAAUUAUACAGUGUAGUUUUAUGGUUACAGAUACAUGUGGAGUUCAAUGGUCUUCAUGUUCUCUUUUGCGUCUAGAUAAAUGGCUUCAAUUUGGCCACUUGUUUUUUUUUGUUUGUUUAGUUUUUUAACAAUGUAGAUAGUUCAUAUCCUUUGCAUUUAGAAAUAUAAACACACUUUUAAAAAAAAAAUAUUACUUAAUUCUGUAAGUAAUUUUUUUUUAUAAUUAUGAUGUAACUCUAUCCUUAUAACAUUAAAAAAAAUAAAAACUUAAUGUGCAGUUCAGUGUUGGAAACGUUUAUGAUUUAGUUGAAUUACAUGCUGUCUUGGUUAUGUCCACAGAAAAACUCCACACUAUGAGCAAAGACAAAGCUGUUCACAUAAUGAAAACAAUUAUUGGUUAGUGAAUUGAUACAUUUUUCAAGGCUAAAUGUGUUAAGGUAAGUACGUAUUAAUCGCUUGAAUGAAAGGUAGGCUAACUCAAUGUGGUGAGAACAUGGACUGUGUUUACCAUUCCCUCCUUACAAGAGCUGCGUGGGAUUAUUUUCCCAUCAAACUUUACUCUUGUGGACUGUAUACAUUUAAUUUUUUGGGGCAGUUGUAUUAAUGGGUGGGACAAAAAUGUUCUUGCACCAUCCAACAUAUUGUAUUUUCUUUACCCCUCUGGGUUUAAGACCGGGAGGUUUUCCACAAUCUAGGAACAUAUUUUGAAGUUAGUCUUGUGUUAUAAUAAUGCCUGAGUUCCUUUAGUACACAUAAAAAUAAUUACAAGAUGGUUACAAUUUGCACAUUUAACAAAGGAGGUCAUAUUUAAAACUUAUAAUAGAUAUCUUUCAUACAGCAACGUGUCUGUUAAUGCCGUCUCAUCCAGCAAUAUGUUGUCAAACCUCUAUCUGUCUUUCUAGUUGGUCCAUUAUAAUCUCAAUUCAGUUCAAUGAUUCUCAUGUUUUGCUGAUGCAUAUCUUAAUUUUAAUAAAAGUAACCCUGGAAGUACCCUUGAUAAUUUACCAGAGUUCAGAAUUUGAAAAAAAAAAAAAGUAUUCUAUCACAGUACCAGUAACAAGCAAAGUAGGACUUUUGCACAUGUGUCCAAUGUCUUGUAAAGAAAACCUGAUCUACUAAAAUUGUUCAGUUGCAGAAAAUGGCAGUGUAUCUUUGUUAAUUCAAAUGUAAUAUUUCCUAAUGAUGUUCAUCUGCCUAUUUCUGCUGUGUGUGUACUCUAAAUAUGUUUUGUUUAAAAUGCUGUUCAUCUCAUUGUAAUUGAAUUACAAUUUUAUCCUUAAUAAAUACAUGCUUACAACCUGCACUCCAA
Messenger RNA from Acipenser ruthenus (sterlet), 5916 nucleotides. Its product is annotated as spindlin-Z. The transcript is spliced from 8 exons. Gene Ontology annotation, biological process: gamete generation. Lineage: Eukaryota; Metazoa; Chordata; Actinopteri; Acipenseriformes; Acipenseridae. The coding region runs from base 812 to 1615 and encodes 267 amino acids. The record is from RefSeq and is a predicted model, not a curated record.